Danaus plexippus (monarch butterfly) is the source of this 696-nucleotide messenger RNA. RefSeq names its product U-scoloptoxin(01)-Cw1a-like. The record is from RefSeq and is a predicted model, not a curated record. Gene Ontology annotation, molecular function: chitin binding. Gene Ontology annotation, cellular component: extracellular region. The coding region runs from base 47 to 382 and encodes 111 amino acids. NCBI's taxonomy places the organism in Eukaryota, Metazoa, Arthropoda, Insecta, Lepidoptera, Nymphalidae. The transcript is spliced from 4 exons.
ACAAUCUAGCAGCACAAGGCACGCGCUCGCCUCACUCUGAUUGAACAUGUUCAAAAUAACUUGUCUUCUAUUGUUGGCUGUGAGCUCGUCACAAUGCCAGCGGCCUGAAGACUUCUCCACCUACCACCUGCUACACCUACAACACGAGCCGCCUCUGUACCCUGUGUUCGACCAGCCCCCUCCUACCAAGUUCUCGUGUGAGGGUCGUCCCAGAGGAUACUACGCGGAUGUUCAGAGCGGUUGUCAGGCUUUCCACUUUUGCUGGAGACAGCGCCUCGUGAGCUCAGAACUAUGUAGCAACGGAACACUUUUUAACGAACAAUUCCAGGUCUGUGAUCAUUUCUACAACGUGAGAUGUGGCUCCCCCUAUGAAGAUCUGUGAUUCAAACCCAUGUUCCUUUAUUUAUUUUUUUAUUAAUAAAAAUGUUUGUUUAAUACUUCUUAUUUAUUACAAAUAGUUUUAAACAUUUAUGUAACCACUUCAAUAGUCUAAUGUCAAUAAAUCCGAUAGUCCGCUAGUCUAGUACAUUGAGCUCCGAAAUUUAAUUAAUCGUGAACAAAUAUAUUGUUAAAAAUGCAAUGCAAUAAUGAUGGGUCAUUAAUAAGAAAUAAGAAGUAUUAACGCUAUUAUAAAAAAGGAUUCUGACACAUUUUAUAACAAGAACUGAGACAGGACUGUUCGCAGCCUCCCAAGCU